AGUGUUGCUAUAGCAAUGGACAGAAGCAAAUGGGAGAAGAUACUCACCUGUUUUCAGUCAUAUGCACGGGGACACCUGGUGAGAAAAGAGGUCCAUCGUGCACGAGGAGACUUUGAAGACAUCGUGAAAGAGAUUGAUGGGGGUCUGGUCCACUUGCAAUGGAAAGAGACAAUUAUCCCCAUUCCCCACUUCACAGACACUGAUGGCCCAAUUCUACGACCCAGUAAACUAGAUGUCAGUACUUGUUACCAGAGCCCAGCAGCAACAGCAGCAUUUCCCUUAUCUAAGCAGAAAGGGGAGGAUCAUCAUCUCCCUCCACAGAAGAUUGAAGCUGAGAGAGAUGACUGUCAAACCAAAAGCCCAAUAUGCCUUUCCAGGGACUGUUUCCAUGGCAGCCCUGGUAGAGAGGAUAGAGACUUCAACAAAGUAUGCACUGUCGGGGUGAUGGAGAGCACAGGAGACUCCACCACCAUCUGGAGUAGUUCAGAGCUGGAGAUGAACCACAGUCACUCUCACAAAGGUCCCCAGCAGUACUGCCUGGCCCAGGAGGUGCCACGUACCUCAGAGGCCCUGCGUCUCCAUAGAAACACCCUGACCAUGGAGCUGGUCUGGCUCCAACAGGCCAUUGACAGCAGGAAAAAGUACUUGUCACUGAAGGAGAGGCUGAGCAUAUCCUGACAGCAGACGUAAUCUGAACUGGAAGCGACGUCCUGACUACAGUCAGCCAACUGAACUUGCUGUAAUGGAAUCCAUUAUGAUAUGAGGACAUACAACUGCACAGAAAAUUAAAAUGCUGUCAAAUA
Messenger RNA from Scomber japonicus (chub mackerel), 803 nucleotides. It is a transcript of the gene iqcc, whose product is annotated as IQ motif containing C. NCBI's taxonomy places the organism in Eukaryota, Metazoa, Chordata, Actinopteri, Scombriformes, Scombridae. The coding region runs from base 16 to 678 and encodes 220 amino acids. Gene Ontology annotation, molecular function: protein binding. The transcript has 5 exons. The record is from RefSeq and is a predicted model, not a curated record.